Microthlaspi erraticum is the source of this 408-nucleotide messenger RNA. NCBI's taxonomy places the organism in Eukaryota, Viridiplantae, Streptophyta, Magnoliopsida, Brassicales, Brassicaceae. The record is from the annotation of a GenBank genome assembly.
AUGCCGCAGCUUUCUCGCUUGCCGGCUCCGGCGGCUUCUUCAGCCCCGGAGCUCGGUUUCCUUAUGAUUGUUCUUCCUUUCUAUAUCUCGCCGGAAAAAGAAGUGAGGAGACAGAUCUGCAGAGGAAAGAGCCGAUCCAGCACAAACCCUAGAACCACCGUGAAAGCAGCCGUCGAGAAGCACCGUCGCCGUAAGUCAGCCGCCGCCAGAGAUCCCUUUUCAAGAGCCGUCCGCGCCCUCAAACGAACGACCUUACUCAUCAGACCUCCUUUAGUUCAAGCUCCCAAGAACUCCACGUCACCACCACCGAGUAGACCAUACCACCAGAGAUCUUACCACCACAAACCGCCGGAGCAAUUAAGCCUAUCACCGAGGAGAGAAGACGAACAAGUGGAAACCAGAGGGUAA